GGCUCGUUCAGGUCCUAAAUUACGUCACUGAAAAUGAUGCUGCUUGCCAAGAACGCCGUGGCUGUGCGCCCGUCUGGCGUCGCUCGCCGGAGCGUGGUCGCGAAGGCCAGCUCGCGCCCUCUGUGGCUGCCGGGCAGCACGCCUCCGGCUCACCUGAAGGGCGAGCUGCCGGGUGACUUCGGCUUCGACCCGCUCGGCCUGGGCGCCAACCCUGACUCUCUGAAGUGGUUCCGCGAGUCUGAGCUGGUGCACUCCCGCUGGGCCAUGGCUGCCGUUGCCGGUAUUCUGGUUCAGGAGAUUGUGCGCCCGGAUGUGUUCUGGUACUCGGCCGGUAGCCAGGUUGAGUCGCCGCUAGGCCCCCUGGGUCUGCUGGCGUUUGAGUUCUUCUGCAUGCACUGGGUGGAGCUCCGCCGCUGGCAGGACCUGCGCAAGCCUGGCUCCGUCGACCAGGAUCCCAUCUUCAGCCAGUACAAGCUGCCGCCCCACGAGCCGGGCUACCCGGGCGGUGUCUUCGCUCCUUUCAUUCCUGGUGACCUGGCUGAGCUGAAGGUUAAGGAGAUCAAGAACGGCCGCCUUGCUAUGCUUGCGUUUGUGGGCUUCGUGAUGGCUGCCCAAGUUACCGGCAAGGGCCCAAUUGCGGCUCUCCAGGAGCACCUGGCGGACCCGUGGGGCACCACCAUCUUCUCAAAGGCUGCUGUUGUGCCAGGCCAGGCGAUUGCUCCUCCAUGCAAGAUCCCGGCCUCCGUGUCGUACCAGGGAAUUGAGAUUCCUACUCCCUGCUUCCUCCAGGGCCUGUGGCCUUGAGCUCGUGGCCAUACCUGGAAGUAUGUGUGUAUACGUAUUGCCUUGGAUAUGGGAUUGAGAAGUGGUGAGGCAAACUGUUGAGCUGAUGUGGUACACAAAAUAUGUCUUGAGCAGUUUUGUCUGUAGAUGUCGUGAGGGUCUUGUGACUGCAUGGCGGUGUAACUCGCUCGAACUGUGCUUGAACCUGGUCUUCACUCAAUGUCAACUCAUACAAUCU
Volvox carteri f. nagariensis is the source of this 1021-nucleotide messenger RNA. RefSeq lists its product as uncharacterized. NCBI's taxonomy places the organism in Eukaryota, Viridiplantae, Chlorophyta, Chlorophyceae, Chlamydomonadales, Volvocaceae. The coding region runs from base 34 to 804 and encodes 256 amino acids. The record is from RefSeq and is a predicted model, not a curated record. Gene Ontology annotation, cellular component: membrane. The transcript is spliced from 8 exons. Gene Ontology annotation, biological process: photosynthesis, light harvesting in photosystem I; response to light stimulus.